UGAAUUUGAUACUUCGAUACGUGUGAAAAGUGAAAACUCUAAACUAUGAGAAGUCCGAUGGAAAUUUUGAAUAAAUAACUAGUUUAUAACCAUGUUGUGUAUACAGAUGUGUCGUCGAGACAAAGUAAAUGUUAAUACUCAUUGGAGAGUCGCCAUGGCCAUGGGCGGCGCCAUGGACGGCUGCGGCCGCUGUAUGAAGAUGAGCCUCGUCGCCAUCAAUGUUCUCACCUUUGUGGGCGGUCUGUGCGCGUUCGCGAUCGGCCUGUGGAUCUGGGUGUCGCGGUCGUUCGCGAGCACGCUGCUCAACAACAACAUGUACAUCGGGUCCGUGGGCGUCGUGGUCGCGAUGGGCGCCGCCACCAUGAUCCUCUCCUUCCUCGGCUGCUGCGGCGCCGCCAAGGAAGUUAAGUGCAUGUUGCUCACGUACUACAUCCUGGUGUUUAUCAUCUUCGUGGUGAUGCUGGUGGGCGGGAUCCUGCUGUUCGUGUUCCGGGAGAAGGUGGUGGGGACCCUGGAGCGGGAGAUGUACGCCGCCAUCCCGGGGUACGGCGCCCGGCCGGAGUACACGCGAGCCUGGGAUGAGACCCAGGCCAAGCUGCAGUGCUGCGGCGUCAUGAGCUACAAGGACUGGAACGACAACAUACCGGAGAGCUGCUGCGUCGAGGUUUACCCCGGAAAGCGUCAGGAGUGCACGUACGCUCCUAACCCGACCACGAUGUACAUGGAGGGCUGCCACACGCGCACCGUGCGGCUGCUGCGGGAGGACGCCGUGUACGUGGGCGCCGUCGCCGUCGUGCUCGCGCUCGUCAUGGUACGUCACGUGUAGUGUAGCUCCCGCCGC
Molecule: messenger RNA, 841 nt
Organism: Aricia agestis (brown argus)
Lineage: Eukaryota; Metazoa; Arthropoda; Insecta; Lepidoptera; Lycaenidae
Product: tetraspanin-9-like
Exons: 6
Coding region: 92-826 (244 amino acids)
Cellular component (GO): membrane
Source: RefSeq, a predicted model, not a curated record